Austrofundulus limnaeus is the source of this 3615-nucleotide messenger RNA. It is a transcript of the gene psd2, whose product is annotated as pleckstrin and Sec7 domain containing 2. Gene Ontology annotation, molecular function: guanyl-nucleotide exchange factor activity. NCBI's taxonomy places the organism in Eukaryota, Metazoa, Chordata, Actinopteri, Cyprinodontiformes, Rivulidae. Gene Ontology annotation, biological process: regulation of ARF protein signal transduction. The record is from RefSeq and is a predicted model, not a curated record.
CUUCAACUCGCCCAGGGCACCGAAAUGGCUAGAGCCGGCACUGGGCCAGAAUCUCCCUUUAAAAACCGGUGCCCUCUAUCUGGGACUCAUCUUUAACCUCCAGUAAAAACCUGUUCUGCUGGUUUUAUCUGUGCAUCGUAAAGAAGCACGUGUGUAACAGCAACUGACUGAUCGGCUCUGGAGGAUCCAGAGAGUCAGGCCCGAGACUCGUCCCGUCCCUCACGCGCCGCUCGAACCGCGGGCGCAGUGGUCCAACGAGGAGCAGAUUCUCUCAGCUGCCGCUCCGCAGAGAGGAGGAGGAGGAGGAGGAGGAGGACGUCUGUUCAGCCACUCAUCAGUCUGGAAAAGUAACUCUCUCAGCCCGGACCUCCCGCGCGCCCCUGCCAGCCAGCGCGGAAGCGCUAGACUCCUCUCCAUCCCACCCCGCGAGCUGCGCUCUGUCAGCGGCGGAGCUGCCGCACGCGCAUACCGGCGGGGAAGAUCAGAGGACAAAAAAAAAAAAAAAGGGCCUCAGUGUUUUCUGUUUCAUAAAGCUUGUCCUCUGCGGCUGCAGGGAAGCAGAGCGGUCCGUCGCCGGGAGGACGGUGGUUUUCAGCUCUGACAGCUCUUUUCUGGUGACCUAAAGUCCUGCUGGUCUUCAUCUCCAGUCAGAGUGGACAAUUGUCCCUUCCUCCCCCUCUGCAAACGGCACCAUGACCCAGGAGGGGCAGGCUCUGCCCUCUUCCACCCCACCUGAAAACCCACCGGAGCCCAGUACGACCAGCAGCACCGCUGACCCACCAGCAGACACACACGGCGAUGCCAAUGAGGACAGACCUGAGGCUCAGGAGCAGGAGGACGCAGAGGAGGAGAAACAAGAGAAACAGAUCAAAGGAGAAGAGGAGGGCACUCGGAGAGACGGAGAGGAGAAUGGAGUCAAGGAUGAGGGAGGAGAGGGCGAGUUACUAAAGGGAAGCACUGAGGAAGAGCACGAACAGACUAAAGGAGAAGAAGAGGAAGGAAAGGAUAACAAAGACAUGCAGCAAUCUGCUGAUGAGGAACCAACUAAUCCUCAACAACCUGCAUGGAUGACAAAUGGCAUUGAUGGGAAUGAUGAUGAAGACGAGGCCGAUGGAGAAGAAGAGGAAGGAAGAGAUGAAAAAGAGGGACACACUAAUUUGGACACUUUCAGUUCGAACUUUGAGACGACCGUCGAGCAGGCCGACACUGAGGUGGAGGAGGAGGAGGAGGAGGAAAAUGCCCAGAGAGAUGGAGAUGAAAGAGAAAACCAGGACAGCUUCAGCUCAGCGUUCGAGCAGAUCGUCGAGCAGGUUGAUGUUCAGGAAGAUGAGGAGGAGGAGGGGGAGGAGGAGGAGGAGGAGGAGAAGGAGAAAAGCAAGGUAGUGGACAAUAAGGACGGCUUCAGCUCCACGUUUGAGCGCAUCGUGGAGUCUGCGCUGCUGAGGGGCGGCACGUGUUACAGCAGCCUGGACUCUCUGGACGUGCUGUCGCUCACGGAUGAGACGGACAGCUGCGUCAGCUUCGAGGCGCCGCUGACACCACUCAUCCAACAGAGGGCGCUGUUUCAGGGGCCCGAACCGCUAGAACUGGAACUGGCAACAGUUCAGGAGCAAGAUGGGGCUGAGGCUGGUCCUGAUGCCUUAGAUGGUGAUGCUAUGACUGGGCAGAGCCCUGUCCGCGGAGCUGGAGCAGGAGCUGGGGCAGGAGGGAGUCCGUUAAGGACAACCAUAACAGGGAGCAGGUCGGAGUUUGUGUUGAGCCAACCUGGACACUGGGCUAUCCCGAAUGGAUACCAUUCAGAGUCCCAAGCUGUCAGGGAUGGCUCUGAAUCCAUGAUCAGCUCUGUCAGCGAUGCCAAUCUCACAGACGUGCUGUCUGACUCGGAGGAGUGUGAUCUGGGCAGUCUGGAGCGUCUGGAGCGUGGAAGCACAGACACUCUGGCCAAUGGCUGCCGAGCUGAUGGUGGGGCCGCCAAAAGGCUGGCCAACCGCCUCUAUCACCUUGAGGGCUUCAAGCGUUGCGAUGUGGCCAGACACCUGGGCAAGAACAAUGAGUUCAGUCAGUUGGUGGCUUCAGAAUACCUGAAUUUCUUUGAUUUCUCUGGACUGUCUCUGGAUCGAGCCCUGAGAUGGAGCCCAUACGUUAACCUGUGCCCUGAUGCUGCUCAACACUGAUCUCCAUGGUCAUGUGAACAUUGGGAAGAAGAUGUCUUGCCAGCAGUUCAUCAGUAAUCUCGACGGCCUCAAUAAUGGAAAAGACUUUCCUAAAGACUUAUUGAAGGUCUUGUAUAACUCAAUCAAGAAUGAAAAGCUAGAGUGGGCAGUUGAGGAGGAGGAGCUCAGGAAGAGUCUGUCAGAACUGGUGGAGGAGCAGUGUGAGGGCGGGAGCAAGCGUGUUGCCAGGGUAACGGACGGCAGUAACCCUUUCAUCGCCAUCCCCAUUCUGCUAAACGCCGUCACCUACAAACACGGAGUGUUGACCCGCAAGAGCCACGCCGACAUGGACGGCAAGCGCACCCCGAGGGGUCGCCGUGGCUGGAAGAAGUUUUAUGCAGUCUUGAAGGGGAUGAUCUUAUAUCUCCAGAAGGAUGAAUACAAGCCAGACUGCGACAUUUCAGAGGUGGAUCUGAAGAACGCAGUACGGAUUCAUCACGCUUUAGCCACAUGUGCCACUGAUUACAGCAAACGAGCCAACGUGUUGAAACUCAAAACCUCGGACUGGAGAGUCUUCCUGCUGCAGGCAUCGAGGAGCAGCUGCUGAGCCACGAGAGCAAGCUGAAGCAGAUGAGUCUGGAGCUGGAAGAACACAGAAAAAAACAGCCCUCAGCCGACCCAAAAAGCCGCGAGUGGGAGGAGUACCGGCUUAAAGAGCACUACCUUACAUACGAGAAGACUCGCUAUGAGACGUACAUCAGCCUCCUGCAGGCUAAGAUCCGCGCAGAGACCGACGACCUUGAGAAGAUCGAGGCCAGCGUGCUGGAUGGGUUGAUCUCGGAUGGCCGGGAGUGUCACCUUCGAAAGAGUCGGUCCUCCCCGUCCAUCAGCCAGGCCCACGCCGGCCUGAACGGCAGGGCUGCUGGAAGCACCGUCCAGGGACACAGGAGCUGAAAGAAGAGCAACAUGGAUGACCAGAUGCCACAGCAAAUGAAGCAACAUCUCAAGAGUAUUUAGUAAUUAGUAAUUAGCGUUGUGGGCUCCUCUAGUCCUCAGCAAGCUGCCACACCCCUUACCUUUACCUGAUAGACUCGAUCCUUGAGCAAUAGAUGAUGAAGACGAGGAGCGCAUCCAUGAUACCAAACCAGUGUCAUGCUAAACCUCACUUCUUUAACUUUUAUGGUUUUACAUUUUUAAUGUUCAUGACUGCGGUCACUGUUUAUAGCAACAGCGUCAGUAUUAUUUUAUAAUCACAGAGAAGGUCUGAAAUGAUCCAAUCUGUUGUUGAAUCUUUUUUUAAAGCUACAAGCAGAAAUGUGUUUAGGCCUGAAAGAAAACAGACACAGACUGGUUUUGUUGUUCUGGAGUCAGACAAACAGACCAGUCAUGGUACUACUGUAGCAUUUAGGGCCUUUUUCUUUUAAAACUCAUGCAUUCACACUCGGACACUCACAAGUGUGUG